This is a messenger RNA of Eremothecium cymbalariae DBVPG#7215, 1704 nucleotides long. It is a transcript of the gene TPO4, whose product is annotated as Tpo4p. Gene Ontology annotation, biological process: spermine transport; transmembrane transport; spermidine transport. Gene Ontology annotation, molecular function: spermidine transmembrane transporter activity; spermine transmembrane transporter activity. The record is from RefSeq and is a predicted model, not a curated record. Gene Ontology annotation, cellular component: membrane. Lineage: Eukaryota; Fungi; Ascomycota; Saccharomycetes; Saccharomycetales; Saccharomycetaceae. Bases 1 to 1704 code for a protein of 567 amino acids. The transcript has a single exon.
AUGACGGGAUCACUUGAGACGGUAGGUGACAAUUGGAGAUCACUGGAUCGUAUUGCGAGUGGUGGUGGUGACAAUACCCAUAAGAAGGAGGGGGAAGAGGGGGAUCUCAUAGAUCCUAAGGAUUUGGAUUGGGAUGAUCGGUACGAUGAGGACAAUCCUCAUAAUUGGCCGGUUUGGAAAAAGUGGUAUACUACGUUAGUAGCAGCAUUUUUGUGUUUGGUCGUGUCGAUGGGGUCAUCGUUGUAUGUUUCGGCGGUUCCCGAGUUGGUGUUGAAAUAUAACAUUGAUCAGACCUUGGCUCUUGCAGGGUUAACUUUCUAUUUGUUGGGUUUGGCUAUGGUUGUUGGUGCGCCACUUUCUGAGGUUUAUGGUAGAAAGCCUAUUUAUUUACUUUCACUGCCUCCUUCUAUGCUGUUUGCUUUGGGAGUUGGAUUCUCUGGGCAGCGGAUGGGCAUUAUCUUGCCUUUGAGGUUUUUGUCAGGUGUGUUUGCAUCGCCAGCUUUAUCUGUUGCUAGUGGUACUAUUGUUGAUAUAUUUGAUGUGGACCAGGUUUCUGUAGCCAUGGCUAGUUUUUGUAUGGCGCCGUUUUUGGGGCCUGUUAUUUCUCCGAUUAUGGCGGGCUUCGCAGCUGAGAAGAAGGGCUGGAAGUGGGGUGUUUGGAUCCAUCUUAUUGCGGGAGCUGUGCUGUUCCCCUUUGUAUGUUUUAUGCCGGAAUCUCAUAGGAUGGUGAUCUUGCGCAAGCGUGCGGCGAAGCGUGGGCUGUCUAUUAAAAAGAUGAGUAGAGAGGAGAUGCAUAGGUUUAUUAAGAUGACGUUCACGGUGACUGUUUUCAGGCCUAUUAAGAUGCUUUUUGUCGAACCCAUUGUGCUUGUGUUUUCUGUGUAUGUUGCAUUCGUAUUUGCAGUUUUAUUUGCAUUUUUUGAAGCAUACCCUAUCAUCUUCCGCCAAGUGUACCAUUUCUCGAUGGGUGAGUCUGGUUUGACGUUUUUGGGUAUUUCCGUUGGGUUAUGGAUUGGGACUAUAUUUUACAUUUGGUAUGACCGUAAGUAUUACUACCCAGCAGCUCCGGAGGGUACCCCUCCAUUGGCAAAUCCUGACAGUAAGAGAGAUGCUCCAUUGAGAGGCCGGAGAGAUCCUACGAGCGGGAAAUUAUUAAACAUUGCUCCUGAGGAAUUUUUGCUGGUGACCAAGGUUGGAUCUAUUGCAUUGCCAGCAGCGUUGUUUUGGAUGGGUUGGUCUGCCAAGGAAUCUGUUCAUUGGAUGGUGCCUUUAUUGGCAGGUGUUCCAUUCGGGUUUGGACUGAUUCUAAUUUUCUUUAGUGUGUUGAUGUACUUUACUACAUCGUACCCAGUGUUGGUUGUGUCUUCUGCAUUUGCCGCAAACAAUAUGUUGCGUUAUAUUACCAGUUGUGUGUUCCCAUUAUUCACCGUGCAAAUGUAUAAUAAUCUGGGUAUCGAUUGGGCAUCUUCUCUAUUUGGGUUUAUCAGUCUUGCCAUGGUUCCUGUACCUUGGAUCUUUGAAAGAUAUGGGAAAGCCAUGAGAAAGAAGUCUGUUUUUGGUUAUGAUGCACUAAAACCUUACCAGGGAGCAUCUGGGCCAGCAGAAGCCGAUAGCGAGGAUACUACUGAAGUUGAUGUGGAGGUUGAUGGGGCAUUACCACCAGCUGACUUGAACAAAGAGAAGUAUUCCAAAGAGAAUGUUUAA